GUGGAAUUGCAUUGAACGACGUGAUGAUGGUUGGCCCUACAAUUCAACCUGAUUUGCUGACGAUCAUUUUGAAAUUUCGUAUGUAUCGGUAUGUGCUAAGCGCUGACAUCGCUAAGAUGUAUCGGCAAGUGUUGAAGGACAAGUGUCAUACUCCGCUACAACGCAUUUUCUACAGGAAGAAGCCCAACGAGCCACUGCGCGUCUUGGAGCUUCAAACUGUGACGUACGGUACAGCUGCAGCACCAUUUCAGGCCAUUCGUGCGCUGUAUCAACUGGCAAUCGGCGAGGAAGCAGAAUAUCCUUUGGCAGCGGAGUUGGUGAAGAAGAUGUUCUACGUGGACAACGUACUUUUUGGUGGAAACAAUUUGGUAGAAGUGAGAGGCCUCCAACGAGAGUUGAUUUCGCUACUGCAACGCGGAGGUUUUCAUCUACACAAGUGGGCUGCAAACGAUGAACAACUCCUGGACUCUAUUCCUGAGGAGGAUCGAGAUAAACUGGUGAAGAUUGAAGACUCUAGUGCCAAUGAGACCCUUGGGCUUAUGUGGGAUCCGGUCGGAGAUGAUUUUCUGUUCCGGGCACAAUCUGACUUCAACAAUCCAGCACCGACAAAACGGCAAGUUCUGUCAGUUAUAGCAAGGCUUUUCGAUCCCCUCGGCCUGUUGUCACCAGUAAUCGUUCUCGCAAAGGUUUUGAUGCAGAAGCUGUGGAAGAACAAGAUGGAUUGGGACGAUCGGCUGGAUGAAGAGCUACUCGACGACUGGAGAUAUUUUUUGAACGCGCUGCCAUUUGCAGAGGACUUCCGAGUUUCUCGGCGGGUAAUUUCGGAGGAAGCGGCAAGGAUUGAAAUCCAUGGAUUUGCAGACGCGUCAAAUACAGCCUACGGAGCAUGCGUGUACCUUCGGUCGGUACAUUCCGAUGGUACUGCGAGUUCGAGCUUAGUUACAAGCAAGUCAAAAGUCUGUUCCAUAACGCCUAUGUCCAUCCCGCGCAAGGAGCUGAUGGCAGCUCUACUCCUGCAUCGUUUGGUUAAGAAAGUGGUUGACGCAAUGGAGUUGGAACACGUUCCAGUUACUCUCUGGUCCGACAGCCAGGUGGUCAUUGCGUGGCUAAACAAGCCGUUGGACUGCCUGCAAGUAUUCGUGAGGAAUCGUGUAGCCGAGAUUACAAGCGAAAGUGAACAUGUUUGGAAGUACGUUCGCUCUGCAGACAACCCAGCAGAUAUUGUAUCGCGUGGCAUGCCAGCGAAAGCGCUCGCGACUAGCAACCUAUGGUGGAAUGGACCGUUUUUCCUGUGCAGUGCAGCAUACGACGAAGUGGUUCCUGCAGCUCUGGAAGAUGGAGAGAUUCCGGAACUGAAGCCGGCAGUAUCUGUCAACGUAGCAAUCGUAUACGAGGAGCUUCCGAUAUUGACAAAGUUUGAGUCAUUUCGGAAGACACAAAGGAUUAUCGCCUACGUCUUAAGGUUCAUCAACAACUGCCGUAAGAUUGGUGAACGAAGCACUGCAACGACGCCCACGAUUUCUGAACUGAAGGAGGCAAACAAGCGGAUCAUCCAAGCGAUCCAGAGGAGCGAACUUCAGGAUGAAAUCGAUCGCCUGCAAGCGGGGGAGCCAUGCAAGAGAAUCGGCAACCUGAAUCCUUUCUUGGACGAUGGAUUACUACGAGUUGGAGGUAGAAUUCGUCACAGCAAACUAGCAUACGAGGUAAAGCAUCAAUGGAUCGUUCCGGACAAGCACCCCGUAACGAGAAGACUCAUCGCAGCGGUACAUAGAGAAAACCUGCAUGCUGGUCCGAGUAGCGUGAUCACAGCCCUAAGAGAGCGCUACUGGAUACUGAACGCCAGAUCGACGGUACGAAAGGUGACGAGAAGUUGCAUCACUUGCUUCAAAUCAAGCCCGAAGCUUGCUGAGCAGUUCAUGGGAGACUUGCCGUCGUAUCGCAUCACCGUUGCACCUACGUUUUUGAAAGUUGGAGUAGACUUCGCUGGACCUAUCUACAUAAAGCAAACCGCCAGGAAAGCAGCUCCAGUGAAAGGCUACAUAUGCGUAUUUGUCUGUAUGGUUUCGAAGGCAAUGCACUUGGAAGUGGUGGAGAACCUAUCCACUAGUGUGGGACAAAUCUCAAAUCCUCGCUCCAGUUGACUUUUCUGAUUCCACUUUGGUCCCAUAUGAACUGUACAAAAUUUCAGCGCAAUUGGUGAAACUAUAAUUUAGCGCAAGCGGUUCAAAGUUUUCAUAGGAUUUACUAUGGGAAAACUUACACUUUCAGAUAAAAAAUUCCAGAAGUCCUCCCUUGUGUCCUUAAUUCAAAUCGAUCAACGUUUCUUGUAGGGAAAUCAUUUAUGAAACUUUCCUUCGAAGACCGCAAAACAAUCAGAUGCAUGUGGAAAAAGUUAUUGAUUUAUUACUGAAUAAUGAUCCAACGAACGGCUUUUUGUUUUGUUUUAUUAGCAGCACUGUAGCUGCUGCCUUGGCUGCUGCUGCUUCGGGGGGUGGUGAUGCCUCCCGCCACCCCAUGCAACAACGGCAGCAGCAGUGCUGCUGAUAAGACAAAACAAAAAGCCGUUCGCUGGAUCACUAAUCGGUAAUAAAUCAAUAACUUUUUCCACAAAUAUCCAAUCGUUUUGCGGUCUUCGAAGGAAAGUUUCAUAAAUGUUUUUUCUACAAGAAACAUUGAUCGAUUUGAAUUAAGGAGAUAAAGGGCGACCUCUGGGAUUUUUUGUUUGAAAGUGUAACUUUUCCCAUAGUAAAUCCUAUGCAAACUUUGAACCGCUUGCGCUAAAUUAUAGUUUCACCAAUUGCGCCGAAAUUUUGUACAGUUCAUAUGGGACCUAAGUGGAAUCAGAAAAGUCGACUGGAGCGAGAUUUUAUUUUUUCCAUAUAAGCGUGUCCCAUACUACUAUCCACUGAAGCGUUUUUGGCAGCACUACAAAGAUUCGUAUCCAGAAGAGGAGUACCCGAGGAAGUGUAUAGCGACAACGGAACGAAUUUCAUCGGCGCGCGAUCAGAGCUUCGUGAGUUGUACGAGCUCUUCAAGUCCGACCUAACCAACGGUAAGCUAUCACAGUUCUGUCAAGUCAAGGAGAUUAAGUGGACCA
Molecule: messenger RNA, 3097 nt
Organism: Aedes albopictus (Asian tiger mosquito)
Lineage: Eukaryota; Metazoa; Arthropoda; Insecta; Diptera; Culicidae
Exons: 2
Coding region: 24-2141 (705 amino acids)
Molecular function (GO): nucleic acid binding
Source: RefSeq, a predicted model, not a curated record